AUGUCCGCUUUCCACUGGAAGAAGUCUUGCACGGCGCCACCAAAGUCCCUGGUGGUCUCGUUUGGGGAGAAGCUGUGUUUGUCUCCUGCUCUGCUGCACGUCACACAUAACUUCAGAACCUUCGCCCUGGGCUCCUGCCCCUCUGGCUCCUGCCCCUCCACCGUCUGCUGCGCAUUCUGGGGGCUGUUCUCCAGGUCAGGUGACCCGGCCUCCCCUCGCCCCCACGCCCUGGCCUGCAGUAGGUGCCUCAAGCUCCAGCUUCUCUGUCUCCGUGGUGACAGUCUCCACGGCGUCCCUCUCCACAACGGCUUUGUUGGCUUUGCCUCGGUCUCUAUCUCUCCCUACUCUCCCAUUGGGACCGUCUAUGGGGUCCCCUCUUCUUCUUCAGAGAGGUGUUCAGUUUCCAGACCUUCAAUGCAUUGGUCCAUGGCAGCUUGGAGGCCAGCUUCUGCAAGUCCUCCAAUGUCUCAUCCUGUUGGACAGAACUGGUAAUGUUUCUAUCAAAUACCCUGAGAGGGAGAGGCACGUUAUAAAGUGUAGGGGACUGGUCUUUCAUUACCAACGUGAAUGUUAUAGUUUAAAUGAAAGUGUAAGAGCUGUAUGAAUUCAGGUUCCUUAUUGGCUGUGCUGUAAUAAAAAGAGACAUACCUUUGAGUCUUUAAACUGAUAGUUGUCAUACUCUUCAACCACAACAAACAAGUUGUCCACAGACCUCAGAGUAUGCACCUAGAAAGAGGAGGCACUGGUAAAAAAGCUAGGCUAUAUUUUGAAUUUAUUCAAUGGUAUGGUCACAGACAAGGUAAACAAACCAUUGUAAAUGUGUGCAAAGUUAAUCAAAAGUUUGAUGACCACACUAAAGAUUGAGGUUUUAUAAAGAAUUUAAAAUCAGUUUCAAUAGCAUCCUUAUUUAAUCAUAAUCACAAUGCUCUUGUGAUAGUCAUAAUAAAGUAGCCAAUAAAACAUCAUAUGGUUUUGCAAUACUUGUAAAUCAAGAUGAAAGGAUAUUGGACUAAUUCUGGAGUUACAGUAAUAGUAAAUGUAGGCUGGGUUGUUCCACUUAAUAAAAAACAGAAUUCCAUUUCAUGAGGUUAAAUUAAGAAAAAUGACUAAAAUAACUAUAGCCAUACAGUGCCUUUAGAAAGUAUUCACACCGCUUGACUUUUUCCUCAUUUUGUUGUGUUACAAAGUGGGAUUAAAAUUGAUUUAAUUGUAAUUUUUUUGUCAACUGUCUACACAAAAUACUCUGUAAUGUAAAAGUGGAAGAAAAAUUAUAACAUUUGUGAAACAUUUUUGAAAAACAAAACACUAAUAUAUCUUGAUUAGAUAAGUAUUCAACUUCCUGAGCCAAUACAUGUUAGAAUCACCUUUGUCAGCUAUUACAGCUGUGAGUCUUUCUGGGUAAGUCUCUAAGAGCUUUGCUCACCUGGAUUGUACAAUAUUUGCACAUUAUUCUUUUAAAAAUUCUUCAAGCUCUGUCAAGUUUGUUGUUGAUCAUUACUAGACAGCCAUUUACAAGUCUUGCCAUAGAUUUUCAAGCCGAUUUAAGUCAAAACUGUAACUAGGCCACUGUAACUAGGCCACAACUCCAGUGUAGAUUUAGCUUGUGUUUUAGGUUAUUGUCCUGCUGAAAGGUGAAUUUGUCUCACAAUGUCUGUUGGAAAGCAGACUGAACCAUCUAUGAUUUUGCCUGUGCUUAGCUCUAUUCCAUUUAUUUUUAUCCCCAAAACAUUCCGUAGUCCUUCCCAAUGACAAGCAUACUCAUAACAUGAUGCAGCCACCACCAUGCUUGAAAAUAUGAAGAGUGUUACUCAGUGAUGUGUUGUGUUUGCCCCAAACAUACCGCUUUGUAUUCAGGACAUAAACUUAAUUUCUUUGCCACAUUUUUAGAAGUUUUACUUUAGUGCCUUAUUGCAAACAGGAUGCAUGUUUUGGAAUAUUUUUAUUCUGUACAGUAUUCCUUCUCACUUUGUCAAUUAGGUUAGUAUUGUGGAGUAACUACAAUGUUGUUGAUCCAUCCUCAGUUUUCUCCUAUCACAGCCAUUAAACUCUGUAACUGUUUUAAAGUCACCAUUGGCCUCAUGGUGAAAUCCCUGAGUGGUAUCCUUCCUCUCCGGCAACUAAGUUAGGAAGGACGCCUGUAUCUUUGUAGUGACUGGGUGUAUUGACACACCAUCCAAAGUGUAAUUAAUAACUUCACCAUGCUCAGAGGGAUAUUUAAUGUCUGCUUUUUUAUAUACACUAUUAUUGCACACUUAUUAUGUGACUUGUUAAGCCAUUUUCUACUCCUGAACGUAUUUAGGCUUGCCAUAACAAAGGGGUUGAAUACUUAUUGACUAAAGAUAUUUCAGCUUUUCAUUUUUCAUUCAUUUGUAAAAAUUCCUAAAAACAUAAUUACACUUUGACAUUAUGGGGUAUUGUGUGUAGGCCAGUAACACAACAUUUCGAUUUAAUCUAUUUUAAAUUCAGGCUGUAACACAACGAAAUGUGGAAAAAGUCAAUGGGUGUGAAUACUUUCUGAAGACACUAAGUCCCCUUGUGACAGGGGGAAUGGACGCUUGUUAUGUGCAACAGAGAGGGGCAAUUUAAUGCAAGCUUCACAAUUGUUUUUGAAAUUGUUAAAACAUUUCGAGGUUACCUGUCUAUGAGUAAUAGGGUUGACGUGUUAUGCUCGACCCCCUCAGUUUUCUAACCACAAAACACCCACAAUUGGCCAAAAAGAGUAGAAACAGCUCACCUGCUUUUACACUAUGAUUUGACUUUUAGAUGUUCAAUGUUUAUUUUGAAAAAAAUAUUUAAAAAACAUUAAAACAAGAGUUCAGUUCAGGUAACAGUGUUGACCUUAAAAUGAGGGAGAACGUACAUGAAUUACUAAUCACGUGAAAUAAAUAAGAAUCUUCAGAAAUGACUUUGUCUAAGCAACAAAGUAGCUUGGGCUGAAUGCACUCAUGACUCUAUUCUAUGCACACCAAAAUUACUAUGGUUAUGUGUUUCUCUAAAGUGUCUUGUGAAAGCGUAACACUAAGAUUGUAUUUGAUAAUUUAGCUAGUCAUGCUGGCAGUAUAAUUUUUUUUCAAAUGAUGCCAACCCGAUGGAUUUCUAAUGGACUGUUUUCAGAUUGCGUAUAUAACAACAGUAAUUGUGUGAUGGUGGGGAUGCAGGGCUGUGUUCCAAACAAACACAAAACUACAAGUGUGCUUGCUUCAGUUCCUCAAAGGCACAGCUAGGGGAGUUAAAGGAAAGCUUCACCCAUUUUGAAUGUUAUACUGUUUUUCUUCAUCUCUGAGUGAUGUUCUUUCAAUUCCCUGGGUAAUUUCAUGUUUUCACAUGUAUCUGAGUUAUUGGCAUUCCUAUAUCCAUCCUGCCCUGCCUUUCGAAAGUAUUUGAAAGCCAAGUUAACAAACAGAUCACAGACCAUUUCGAAUCCCACCGUACCUUCUCCGCUAUGCAAUCUUGUUUUCGAGCUGGUCAUGGGUGCACCUCAGCCACGCUCAAGGUCCUAAACGAUAUUAUAACCGUGAUCGAUAAAAGACAGUACCGUGCAGCCGUCUUCAUCGACCUGGCCAAGGCUUUCGACUCUGUCUAUCACCGCAUUCUUAUUGGCAGACUAAAUAGCCUUGGUUUCUCAAAUGACUGCCUCGCCUGGUUCACCAACUACUUCUCAGAUAGAGUUAAAUGUGUCAAAUCAGAGGGCCUGUUGUCUGGACCUAUGGCAGUCUCUAUGGGGGUGCCACAGGGUUCAAUUCUCGGGCCGACUCUAUUAUCUGUGUAUAUCAAUGAUGUCGCUCUUGCUGCUGGUGACUCUCAGAUCCACCUCUACGCAGACGACACCAUUUUGUAUACAUCUGGCCCUUCAUUGGACACUGAGUUAACAAACCUCCAAACAAGCUUCAAUGCCAUACAACAUUCCUUCCGUAGCCUCCAACUGCUCUUAAACGUUAGUAAAACUAAAUGCAUGCUCUUCAAUCGAACGCUGCUUGCACCCACCCGCCCGACUAGAAUCACUACUCUCGGCGGGUCUGACUUAGAAUAUGUGGACAACUACAAAUACCUAGGUGUCUGGUUAGACCGUAAACUCUCCUUCCAGACUCACAUUAAGCCUCUCCAAUCCAAAGUUAAAUCUAGAAUCGGCUUCCUAUUUCGCAACAAAGCCUCCUUCACUCAUGCUGCCAAACAUGCCCUCGUAAAACUGACUAUCCUACCGAUCCUUGACUUUGGCGAUGUCAUUUACAAAAUAGCCUCCAACACUCUACUCAGCAAAUUGGAUGUAGUCUAUCACAGUGCCAUCAGUUUCGUCACCAAAGCCCCAUAUACUACCCACCAUUGUGACCUGUACGCUCUCGUUGGCUGGCCCUCAAUACAUAUUUGUCGCCAAACCCACUGGCUCCAGGUCAUCUAUAAAUCACUUCUAGGCAAAUCCCCGCCUUAUCUUAGCUCAUUGGUCACCAUAGCAACACCCACCCGUAGUAUACGCUCCAGCAGGUAUAUCUCACUGGUCAUCCCCAAAGCCAACACCUCCUUUGGCCGCCAUUCCUUCCAGUUCUCUGCUGCCAAUGACUGGAACGAACUGCAAAAAUCUCUGUAGCUGGAGACUCUUAUCUCCCUCACUAACUUUAAGCAUCAGUUGUCAGAGCAGCUUACCGAUCACUGCACCUGUACACACCCCAUCUGUAAUUAGUCCACCCAACUACCUCAUCCCCAUAUUUAUUUAUUUUCCUCAUUUGCACCCCAGUAUCUCUAUUUGCACAUCAUCUUCUGCACAUCUAUUACUCCAGUGUUAAUGCUAAAUUGUAAUUAUUUUGCACUAUGGCCUAUUUAUUGCCUUACCUCCAUAACUUACUACAUUUGCACACACUGUAUAUAGAUUGUCUAUUGUGUUAUUGACUGUACGUUUUGUUUAUCCCAUAUGUAACUCUGUGUUGUUGUUGUUUUUAUCGCACUGCUUUGCUUUAUCUUGGCCAGGUCGCAGUUGUAAAUGAGAACUUGUUCUCAACUGGCUUACCUGGUUAAAUAAAGGUUAAAUAGAUAAAAAAGCAGGCGGAAAUCUCUCCGGUAUGACGUAGCACUGCGAUAAAGUCGCUCUCACUACACUGGAAGUUAAUAGGAAUAGGACUUUUAGAUCGCGAAAACGUAUAUCAUGUCAGAUUUCAACACUGGCAGAUGUCAUAACUGGGGACGAUGUAUUCUCUCGAAUGAUCCAUUGAUCAUAUUUUUGCGACAUUCCUACCUUGAGAAAUGUGUAAUUUUAAUGGAGGGUCUAGCACAUUUUUCCUACAGGUCUGCCUCUUUAGUCCAGGGUGCAUUGCGUGAUGCAUUGCCAGAGAUAUUAUAGAAAGGAGAUAGGAAUCCAAUGAAAGAAGGAAGUAUAACGCCCCACCCAGCAGACUAUCGACCAAUCGUGUUCACGUUGCUAAUAGUCACGCAAUCCCUUCUCAAAGUCAGUGUAUAUGUUGAGAAACAUGCCUAUUUUCCUCGGAAGUCCGUAAUAUCACGAUUCCAAAGCUAUACAUUAUUACAGAUAGCAAGUUAAUUAUCUCACAUCUCGGAAAAGAUUUGUAAUGUUGUACUUCUUGUUGAUUACAUUUGUGCUAAUGUUGGGUUUUUGAACUCCCUUGAAAGAGAGCUCUCCUUGUCUCAGAAUCGCCCAGAAUGCACCGUACGGCCCAUUGACGUAACAUGGGAAACGUUUCCCAUCUCCUCAGAAGUAUAUCUGCCGCUGCGAAUGUCAGACUCCACUCUGAGAACGGGUAGCUGAUGGAGACAGAAAAUGGCGGAAGCGGAUGAUGAAGUGGAAUCUGAAUACAAUGGCGGUAGAAUCAAGGAGAAUUUGAGUAUUGUUCAAAAGAAUGGAAAACGGAGCAAAGUAGGGUACAGUGAUGAGAAUGACCCUUUAAGUAUGUCUUGUUAAUAAGGAGCAGCUGAGCAGAGUACCAAUCUUGAAGAAACCAUUUGAGUUAUCCAAACUGGUGGAGAGAGUGUUGGGUAAAGUGAAGGAUGUGAGGAUCACGAGUGGCGGGCUUGUUUUGAUUUUUUGUCAUUCUGCGGAUCAGAAGGAACGUGCGUUGUGUCUUAAUCGAUUUGGUAAGUUUGAAGUGUUGUGUGUGUCGCUUCGGAACAGGCACCCCUUAAGGGGGUUAUAUCUGGCGUUUCGUGGUUAGUUGAUUUGGAAGAGAUGAAACAUAUUCCUGGAGUGAUUGAAGCACUUCGGAUGAAUCGAGUGGUGAAUGGGGAAAAAGUGAAGAGUUUAUGUUAUUUUGUUUUUUGAAAUGGAGUCCAUCCCUAAUGAAGUGCGGUUAGGGUAUAUUAACUACAGAGUUAGAACAUUUAUCCCAAUAACAAUGCAGUGUGAACGUUGUAAAGCUUUUGGUCAUGUAGAAAGUGUUUGCCGAAGGGAGAAGCCGAGAUGUACAAGAUGUGGAAAAUAUCAUAUGUGUUAUAAAAGUGAAGACAAUGUGACAUGUUGUAAUUGCUGUGGGAAUCAUGAAGCCACGUCUUCUGAAUGCCCCACAAGGGUAAAAGAGAAUGAGGUGGCAAAGUCAGGGUUGCACAGAGCAUUUCAUAUGCAGAAGUGUGAAAAGGGCACUGCCAAGGUGGAGAAAAGAUCGAGGAAGAUUGAAAUCAUUGUGAUUGCGGCAGAGCGGUUCCUGGGGCUGAAAUAUUUCACAGCAAGGGACUUACAUGGAAUAUUAGCAAGAGUCGUUCUACCUUCUCAGGUCCUAUAGCCUCAGAAGGGAGGUAUGGAGAACUAAAAGGAGGAAGAAGUGGGAGUUUAGUUUGUUUUGGCAAUGUACUAUUUUUAAUUAGGGUGGAUUGUUAGAAUCACUAUUCAUUAUGGAUUUAUUUUUAUUUUGGUUUCAAAACGUCGAGUUGGUGGCGGCAAUACAACUUUUGGAUGUAGUCCGCCAUAAAACCCACAGAAGAAGAAGAAGAAGACAUAUUAAAGACUCCACUGUGAGGCACAUUGAUCUGCAGGUUGAACAUGGUGAGAUUGUAGACUCCUAAAUUGAUAGUGCAGUCUGUUUAGGCGAUUUUACAGCCAACUAGCUACUUUUCAUGCGGAUAUUGUCUUUGGUAUUAUUGUGUGCAGCUACAUUUGCUAGCUAGCUUGCCAGCCAGCCCAUAGAGAGAGCAUUGCAUUGUGGAUUUUGUAGUCGACUUCAGCUGCAACAGAUUUCCACAACGAUUUUCCAUGUUGCUACCAACCUUAUUAUAAUGCCAAAAUGAAACAUUUGUUCACCAAAAAUGCUGUUCUCACAUAUUAUUGUUAAUUAAAGGAAUGUUUUUUCUCCUUAAAAAAAAACGUUAUAGUUUAAGGCUCUUUCUUGAAUCAUAAAAGUUCAUUGGAAAUACUUAGGAACUGUGCACACUUUGGAGAGGUGUGUGUGGCCACUUGGAGACACCAGUUAGGCCUCUCAUUAAAACCCCUGUCAUUGUUUUGUCUUAUAUUGCACCUACCCCAAAUUUUCAUGCAACAUUAUUUUGUUGAUAUACAAUUUGAUCUCUGAGAAAUUAAGAUAAUUGAUUGCACCCAAAUUCCCCCCCCCCCCAUGCUUUGGUUUUCUUUACCUGACCACUGUUUCAAAUGCAAACUUUUUUUGUGGCACAAAUGAGAACUGAUACUAGGGAUGGGCAUUUGCCAAUAUUUUGACUGUUGGAAUAAAAAUGUUUAACACAAGGCUCGCACUGGAAAUAAAUAUGUGCGCAUUUAUCUAUAGGCCUAUGCCAACAGUGCACGACAAUGCCUAAUUUAUCAUAGCAAUUAGGAUUUGUUAUGUGUAAUGGUUAAAUUGCCCCAUUAUAUACUGAGUAUACAAAACAUUAAGAACACCCGCGUUUUCCUUGACAUAGACUGACCAGGUGAAAGCUAUGAUCCCUUAUUGAUGUCACUUGUUGAAUCCACUUCAAUCAGUGUAGAUGAAAGGGAGGAGAAAGAUUAAAGAAGGCUUUUAAACCUUGAGACAAUUGAGACAUGGAUUGUGUGUGUGUGCAAUUCAGAGGGUGAAUGGGCAAGACAAAAUAUUUAAGUGCCUUUGAACGGGGUAUGGUAGUAGGUGCCAGGCGCACAGGUUUGUGUCAAGAACUGCAACACUGCUGGGUUUUUAACGCUCAAAAGUUUCCCGUGUUGUCCACCACCUAAAGGUCAUCCAGCCAACUUGACACAACUGUGGGAAGCAUUUAGGGUCAACAUGGGCCAACAUCCCUGUGGAACGCUUUCGACACCUUGUAGAGUCCGCGCCCGACGAAUUUAGGUGCAACUCAAUAUUGGAAGAUGUUCUUAAUGUUUUGUACACUGAGUGUAUAUCUGGGGAAUGGUGUUGAAAGUUUCCAAGAGCACAGUGGUCUCCAAUAUUGGGAAAUUGAAAAAAUAUGGAACUACCCAGACUCUGCCUAGAGCUGGCCGUCCGACCAAACUAAGCAACAGGGCAACAAGGACCUUGGCUGAGAUGGGAGAACUUGCCAGAAGGACAAAAGUCUCUACAGCAAUUCACCCUUUUACCUCCCAAGGGAGAUUUCAGCUGUUAUCGUGACUGUUGGAUACAUUCCACCUCAGGACAAGAAAUAUAACAAGCUGGCACUUAACGAACUGUACGAGGCUAUAACCAAGCAGAAAAACUUACAUCCAGAGACCACUUUUCUUCUUGCCGGCGAUUUUAUUUCUGCGUCAUAAAGACAUGUGAUGCCCAACUUCCAUCAACACAUCUCCCUCACCACUAGGGGCGAUAAAGUCCUAGACCACUGUUAUUCUAUCCACAAGCAAGCAUACAAGGCCCUCCCUCGUCCGCCAUUCGGCAAAUCAAAUCAUGACUCCGUACUCCUACUUUCUGUUUACAAGCAGAAGCUCAAAACAGGAAUUACCCUGACUCACUCCGUUUAGAAAUGGUCUCCAGAAUCAGAGAUUAUGCUACAGGAUGGCUUUGCUAGCGCUGAUUGGAAUAUGUUUCGGGACUCCGCCGAUAACGUAGACGAGCUAACCUCCUCCAUCACCGGCCUCAUUAGGAAAUGCAUCGGCGACAGUUACGUUUCGAUGCUUUCCCAAUCAAAAGCCUUGGAUUAACACUGAGGUUGGCGCUAAACUAAAGGAUAGGGCUACCGCGCACAGGUCUGUCGCAGACAACCCUGAGGCUAUGGCUGAGGACAGAAAAAAGUACAAGAAGUCCUGCUAUGACCUCCCUAGAGUCAUCAAACAAGAAAAAGGGCAAUAUAGGAAUAAAGAGGAAUCAUAUUACACUGGCUCUGACGCCUGCCGCAUGUGGCAGGGGCUACAGUCCAUUACGGAUUACAAAGGAAGACCCAGCCGUGAUCUGCCCAACGAUGCCUCUUUACCAGACAAACUCAAAAUGCACGCUUUGACAAUAACAACAUUGUGCCGGGUGUGAGGGCCGCCACCGACCCAGAAGUUGGGUGAUCUCGCUCUCCGAGGCAGACGUGAGUAAAGUCUUUAAUCAGGUCAAUACCCGCAAGGGCGCGGGGCCCGAUGGUAUUCCAGGGCGCGUUCUCAGAGCAUGCGCAGAACAGCUGGCAGGUACAGUGGGAAAAAAAAGUAUUUAGUCAGCCACCAAUUGUGCAAGUUCUCCCACUUAAAAAGAUGAGAGAGGCCUGUAAUUUUCAUCAUAGGUACACGUCAACUAUGACAGACAAAUUGAGAAUCAGAAUCCAGAAAAUAACAUUGUAGGAUUUUUAAUGAAUUUAUUUGCAAAUUAUGGUGGAAAAUAGGUAUUUGGUCACCUACAAACAAGCAAGAUUUCUGGCUCUCACAGACCUGUAACUUCUUCUUUAAGAGGCUCCUCUGUCCUCCACUCGUUACCUGUAUUAAUGGCACCUGUUUGAACUUGUUAUCAGUAUAAAAGACACCUGUCCACAACCUCAAACAGUCACACUCCAAACUCCACUAUGGCCAAGACCAAAGAGCUGUCAAAGGACACCAGAAACAAAAUUGUAGACCUGCACCAUGCUGGGAAGACUGAAUCUGCAAUAGGUAAGCAGCUUGGUUUGAAGAAAUCAACUGUGGGAGCAAUUAUUAGGAAAUGGAAGACAUACAAGACCACUGAUAAUCUCCCUCGAUCUGGGGCUCCACGCAAGAUCUCACCCCGUGGGGUCAAAAUGAUCACGGUGAGCAAAAAUCCCAGAACCACACGGGGGGACCUAGUGAAUGACCUGCAGAGAGCUGGGACCAAAGUAACAAAGCCUACCAUCAGUAACACACUACGCCGCCAGGGACUCAAAUCCUGCAGUGCCAGACGUGUCCCCCUGCUUAAGCCAGUACAUGUCCAGGCCCGUCUGAAGUUUGCUAGAGUGCAUUUGGAUGAUCCAGAAGAGGAUUGGGAGAAUGUCACAUGGUCAGAUGAAACCAAAAUAUAACUUUUUGGUAAAAACUCAACUCGUCGUGUUUGGAGGACAAAGAAUGCUGAGUUGCAUCCAAAGAACACCAUACCUACUGUGAAGCAUGGGGGUGGAAACAUCAUGCUUUGGGGCUGUUUUUCUGCAAAGGGACCAGGACGACUGAUCCGUGUAAAGGAAAGAAUGAAUGGGGCCAUGUAUCGUGAGAUUUUGAGUGAAAACCUCCUUCCAUCAGCAAGGGCAUUGAAGAUGAAACGUGGCUGGGUCUUUCAGCAUGACAAUGAUCCCAAACACACCGCCCGGGCAACGAAGGAGUGGCUUCGUAAGAAGCAUUUCAAGGUCCUGGAGUGGCCUAGCCAGUCUCCAGAUCUCAACCCCAUAGAAAAUCUUUGGAGGGAGUUGAAAGUCUGUGUUGCCCAGCGACAGCCCCAAAACAUCACUUCUCUAGAGGAGAUCUGCAUGGAGGAAUGGGCAAAUACCAGCAACAGUGUGUGAAAACCUUGUGAAGACUUACAGAAAACGUUUGACCUGUGUCAUUGCCAACAAAUGGUAUACAGUGGGGAGAACAAGUAUUUGAUACACUGCCGAUUUUGCAGGUUUUCCUACUUACAAAGCAUGUAGAGGUCUGUAAUUUUUAUCAUAGGUACACUUCAACUGUGAGAGACGGAAUCUAAAACAAAAAUCCAGAAAAUCACAUUGUAUGAUUUUUAAGUAAUUAAUUUGCAUUUUAUUGCAUGACAUAAGUAUUUGAUACAUCAGAAAAGCAGAACUUAAUAUUUGAUACAGAAACCUUUGUUUCCAAUUACAGAGAUCAUAUGUUUCCUGUAGGUCUUGACCAGGUUUGCACACACUGCAGCAGAGAUUUUGGCCCACUCCUCCAUACAGACCUUCUCCAGAUCCUUCAGGUUUCGGGGCUGUCGCUGGGCAAUACGGACUUUCAGCUCCCUCCAAAGAUUUUCUAUUGGGUUCAGGUCUGGAGACUGGCUAGGCCACUCCAGGACCUUGAGAUGCUUCUUACAGAGCCACUCCUUAGUUGCCCUGGCUGUGUGUUUCGGGUCGUUGUCAUGCUGGAAGACCCAGCCACGACCCAUCUUCAAUGCUCUUACUGAGGGAAGGAGGUUGUUGGCCAAGAUCUCGUGAUAGAUGGCCCCAUCCAUCCUCCCCUCAAUACAGUGCAGUCGUCCUGUCCCCUUUGCAGAAAAGCAUCCCCAAAGAAUGAUGUUUCCACCUCCAUGCUUCACAGUUGGGAUGGUGUUCUUGGGGUUGUACUCAUCCUUCUUCUUCCUCCAAACACGGCGAGUGGAGUUUAGACCAAAAAGCUAUAUUUUUCUCAUCAGACCACAUGACCUUCUCCCAUUCCUCCUCUGGAUCAUCCAGAUGAUCAUUGGCAAACUUCAGACGGGACUGGACAUGCGCUGGCUUGAGCAGGGGGACCUUGCGUGCGCUGCAGGAUUUUAAUCCAUGACGGCGCAGUGUGUUACUAAUGGUUUUCUUUGAGACUGUGGUCCCAGCUCUCUUCAGGUCAUUGACCAGGUCCUGCCGUGUAGUUCUGGGCUGAUCCCUCACCUUCCUCAUGAUCAUUGAUGCCCCACGAGGUGAGAUCUUGCAUGGAGCCCCAGACCGAGGGUAAUUGACCGUCAUCUUGAGCUUCUUCCAUUUUCUAAUAAUUGCGCCAACAGUUGUUGCCUUCUCACCAAGCUGCUUGCCUAUUGUCCUGUAGCCCAUCCCAGCCUUGUGCAGGUCUACAAUUUUAUCCCUGAUGUCCUUACACAGCUCUCUGGUCUUGGCCAUUGUGGAGAGGUUGGAGUCUGUUUGAUUGAGUGUGUGGACAGGUGUCUUUUAUACAGGUAACGAGUUCAAACAGGUGCAGUUAAUACAGGUAAUGAGUGGAGAACAGGAGGGCUUCUUAAAGAAAAACUAACAGGUCUGUGAGAGCUGGAAUUCUCACUGGUUGGUAGGUGAUCAAAUACUUAUGUCAUGCAAUAAAAUGCAAAUUAAUUACUUAAAAAUCAUACAAUGUGAUUUUCUGGAUUCUUGUUUUAGAUUCAGUCUCUCACAGUUGAAGUGUACCUAUGAUAAAAAUUACAGACCUCUACAUGCUUUGUAAGUAGGAAAACCUGCAAAAUCGGCAGUGUAUCAAAUACUUGUUCUCCCCACUGUAUAACAAAGUAUUGAGAAACUUUUGUUAUUGACCAAAUACUUAUUUUCCAAAUUCAUAAAAAAUCCUACAAUGUGAUUUUCUGGAUUUUCUUUCUCAAUUUGUCUGUCAUAGUUGACGUGUACCUAUGAUGAAAAUUACAGGCCUCUCUCAUCUUUUUAAGUGGGAGAACUUGCACAAUUGGUGGCUGACUAAAUACUUUUUUCCCCCACUGUAUUUCACUCCAAGCAUCAACCACUGUUUGAGGAACAUGCAGCCUCUCGCUACGCGACAGGUGAUAUUCCGCCCAAACUCUGUAUGACACGUGCUCUCCAACCCUGUUCCUGCAGCUACCCAGUGCUUAAUUUGGGAAACCAAGUGAAAUCUGUUCGGGAACAUCGAUAAUAACAUGUUUUCACAACUAAACAUAUUUAAUUAAACUGUUGAUAGCCCCUCUCUCUGCACGCUUGAGCAAGAAAUGAAGGUGAGAGAGGAGGAGAUGUAAAUGCACGGUGUUGAGAUAUUAUGUAGCUAAAGGUAAUGUGUCAGCCUAUUAAUUAUGAAAAUAUAAAAAAUACCCUUUUUUACUAGGCUAUUCAAAAUCAAAUACAAAUUCACUAUAAUUGUAGGCUAACUCUGUAAGCCGCCCUGCACAAUCAAUGAACAAACAGCAUCGCCUAGGCCUAUACAUUCUCUCCCAGACUCAUAGAUAGAAUGUUUGGAGUGUAGCAAAAGAUAACCAGUCCAUCCAGUAAGCAUAAUAAUUCAAUCCACACUCAAAGUCGACUACUAGAAUUUGUUCAAUUUUGGAGUAUAGGCUAGACCAAUUAUGCACCAAAGACAUCUUAAAUCAGCUUUUUAAAAAUGUUUUUCUGCCUUGUGUAAAAUGCGGUAGGCUAUGUAUUGUAUAACGGCACAAUCAUUAUAAAAAUAAAAAAAUACAUUCGGGCUUGGGCUCAUAUAUACAUUUACAUUUGAGUAAUUUAGCAGACGCUCUUAUCCAGAGUUUUUUUUCUCAUUUUGUCUGUCAUAGUUGACGUGUACCUAUGAUGAAAAUUACAGGCCUCUCUCAUCUUUUUAAGUGGGAGAACUUGCACAAUUGGUGGCUGACUAAAUACUUUUUUUCCCCACUGUAUAUUCACAGUAAUUUUCAACCUAUCCUUGUCCCAGUCUGUAAUCCCCACAUGUUUUAAGAUGACCACAAUCAUUCCUGUUCCCAAGAACUCUAAGGCUUCAUGCUAUAAUGACUACCGCCCUGUAGCACUCACAUCUGUAAUCCUGAAGUGCUUUGAAAGGCUGGUUAUGGCACACAUCAACUCCAUCAUCCCAGACACCGUCGACCCACUCCCAAUUUACAUACCGCAACAGAUCCAUAGACAACGCAAUCUCAAUUGCACUCCACACUGCCCUCACCCACCUAGAUAAGAGGAAUACCUAUGUGAGAAUGCUGUUCAUUGACUACAGAUCAGCAUUCAACACCAUUGUCCCCUACAAGCUCGUCACCAAGCUUAGGACCCUGGGACUGAACACCUCCCUCUGCAACUGGAUCCUGGACUUCCUGCGAAGGCCGACCCCAUGUGGUGAGGGUAGGCAACAUCACCUCUGCCACGCUGACCCUCAACACGGGGGGCCCCACAGGGGUGUGUGCUUAGUCCCCUCCUGUACUACCUGUUCACCCACAACUGCAUGACCACGCACGACUCAAACGCCAUCAUCAAGUUUGCUGACGACACGACGGUGGUAGGCCUGAUCACCAGCGAUGAUGAGACAGCCUACGGGGAGGAGGUCAGUGACCUGGCAGUGUGGGGCCGGAACAACAACCUCCCUCUCAACAUCAGUAAAACCAAGGAGCUGAUCGUGGACUACAGGAAAUGGGGGGGGGGGGGGGGGGGUGAGCGCGCCCCCAUCCACAUCGACAGGGCUGCAGUGGAACGGGUCGAAGGCUUUAAGUUCCUCGGUGUCCAAAUCACUAAGAACUUAAAAUGGUCCACACACACUUGCACAGUCGUGAAGAAGGUGUGACAGCGCCUCUUCCACCUCAGGAAAUUAAAGGUUUGGCAUGGGCCCUCAAAUCCACAAAAAGUUAUACAGCUGUACCAUUGAGAGCAUCUUGACUGGCUGCAUCACUGCUUAGUAUGGCAAUAGCACCGCCCUCGAUCGCAUGGCACUACAGAGGGUGGUGCGGACAGCCCAGUACAUCACUGGAGCCGAGCUCUCUGUCAUCCAGGGCCUCUAUAUCAGGCGUUGUGAAAGGAAGGCCCGGAAAAUCAUUAAAGACUCCAACCACCCAAGCCAUAGACUGUUCUCUCUGCUUACGCACGGCAUUCGGUACCAGUGCAUCAAGUCUGACACCAACAGGUUCCUGAACAGCUUCUGUCUCCAUGCCAUAAGACUGCUAAAUAGCUAAAAAAAUGGCUACGCAGACUGAGUCUCUAUGCACAUUCACAGGGCCCUACACACUACACACACUGAUACUCCAACACAUACAAAUACUCACUCCAUUUGCUCACACACACACACACACACACAAAAUAUGCAUAUACAUUUACACAUUUACACACACACUCACAUACAAUCAUUAUAUACACUGCUUCUACUCUGUUUAUCAUAGACCCUGAUGCCUAGUCACCUUACCCCUAUACAGCAGUAGCAAUACAAUGCUAUAACAUAUAUAGAAGAGACAUGAAUGCUUAUGGGGGAGGUGUUGAUAGAUAUAUAUAUAUAUAUAUAUAUACAGUACCAGUCAAAAGAUUGGACACACCUACUCAUUCAAGGGUUUUUCUUUUCUUUUUUACUAUUUUCUAGUAAAAAAAAGAGUGUGCAAAGCUGUCAUCAAGGCAAAGCGUGUCUAUUUGAAGAAUCUCAAAUUAAAAAUAUUUGUUGAUUUGUUUAACACUUUUUUGUUUACUACAUGAUUCCAUAUGUGUUAUUUCAUCGUUUUGAUGUCUUCACUGUUACUCUACAUUGUAAAAAAUAGUAAAAAUAAAGAAAAACCCUUGAAUGAGUAGGUGUGUCCAAACUUUUGACUGGUGUGUAUAUAUACACACAGUAUAUUCUGAAAGUAUUCAGACCCCUUGACUUUUUCCACAUUGUGACAUUACAGCCUUAUUCUAAAAUGGAUUAAACCGUUUUUUUUUGCCUCAAUCUACACACAAUACCCAAUAAUGACAAAGCAAAAACAGUAUUUUUGAAUUUCUUGCUAAUUAAAAAUUAAAAUAAUAGUAAUAAUAUCACAUUUGCAUAAGUAUUCAGACCCUUUACUCAGUACAUUGUUGAAGCACGUUUAGCAGCGAUUACUACUCCCUUCACAGAACAGCGCAAACUGGCUCUAACCAGAAUAGAAAGAGGAGUGGGAGGCCCCGGUGCACAACUGAGCAAGAGGACAAAUACAUUAGUGUCUAGUUUGAAAAGCAGGCGCCUCACAGGUCCUCAACUGACAGCUUCAUUAAAUAGUACCUGCAAAACAGUCUCAACGUCAACAGUGAAGAGGCGACUCCGGGAUGCUGACCUUCUAGGCAGAGUUGCAAAGAAAAAGCCAUAUCUCAGACUGCCCAUCUUAAUCUUUUAAUUUUAUUGGCCAGUCUGAGAUAUGGCUUUUUCUUUGCAACUCUGCCUAGCAGGCAUGGGUUUUUGAUAAUUGCCGUAGAGUGGAUCUACAGGGUUUGGCUGACCACUUUUCUAUACCCAUACCGAGGGUUUUAGUGAAAGCGGAAGUUAGGAAAGUGGUGUUAGAGGUAUUAUUGAACGAGCGAGUGCUUGAGUUACCGCCGCCUGAGCCUGCAGCUCCUGUAGAGGAUGUGGCUGCUGCUCCUGUAAGCCCGUCGGCGUCUGAGGACGAGGGCGAGGCUAAGGCUCCAGCCACAUUGCCCCGUUUUGACCCACUCUCCCCACUGUCCAACAGUGAUGCCAGGAUGGAUGUCUGCUGGACACAGCUCCAAAUGUAGGCGGAAGAGAGGGCACAAAUCAGGCGAGAAAAGUUGGAGAUGCGUAAGCUAGAGGCAGAACAGGAGACGCGUAAGAUGGAACUGGAGAUGCUUAGACUUGAUCAAGAACUGGAGAUGCGUAAAAUGGAACUGGAGGAAGAGACAGCGAGAUUAGUCUGCUAUGCCUGCUAGUGAGCCGUCCUCACCAGCUGUGUCGUCUGCUACUUUUGAUAUUAGUAGACAGAUCACCUUAGUACCUGUGUUUAGGGAAUCAGAGGUUGACUCUCAUUGAUACUCAUGCAAAUUUUUCAGUGUCUGGUUCAGUGUUGAGCUUGGCAGCUGUGACUAGCUGGUUUCGUGUGCAGUAUUCGUCAGAUCGUGUUGCUAGCUGAAAAUGGCUACUUUUGAUUUGGAUGCCUUUUUGGAAAGCCUACGUGGGGGGUUUGUAACAUAACGUUUAUGUUACGAACCCCGUGGCUUUAAAAGUCUAGGGUGGAUGGAAAAGAGACCCGUAACAUAACUCAUGCGAAUUAGAAUAUUGUCAAGGAACAGUGAGAACAAAAUACACCGACAACCAUAUGCUACCGUCAAACACAAAAUGUUUAUUAUAAACACACAGUAAACGGUUUGGGGAAAAGGGGCUGAGCUGGACCCAAGGAAUGAAACAAUAAAGUCAAAAACCCCUAAACUGAUCUUGCCUGCCUCAAGAACCGCUAAGCUUACUGCUAACCAUACAAAAAUGCAGUGGGUGGUCCGCUCAGGUCUAAGUAGUGUGUUUAGACAAGGUUUUCCUACGGGUAGUGUAUGCCCAAGGGCCACUUGCUAAACCCCCCUUUUCCCAGGCACAAACAAACAACAUAGGUCCAAUAUGGACUAGACAGCAAACAAGUGAGUACACAAAAACAAGACACCACAGUAUCCAUACUCACAAAGAAAAAGAGUCUUAACAUGUUGAAGACAUACCACACCAGACCCGUCACCCAGAUAGACAGUCCAGAGAAACUGGCCGAAACGGCUGUCUCUAUUGCUGCUGCGGCUGUAGUGGGAGGUCAUGUUAAUGAUGUGGACGGAGAUGGUUUAGAGUUGCGCAAUACUCAGCAGCAGUGUGCUAGAUUGCCCAAUUCAGAGAUGCUGCUGUCUCUCCCGUCAAGCCUGAUUCAUUUAACGGACGGACAGUCAGAUGAUAUUGUGAGGCUAUUACACAGCUUUCCAUGUCUUUUUAAUGAUGUUCCUACGCGCACAAAUGUGUUAGAACAUGACAUUAAUGUUAGAAAUGCUGCACCUAUCAACCAUCAUGCUUAUCGUGUCAAUGUCUCUAAAAGAAAGAUAAUGAUGGAUGAGGUCGGUUAUUUGCUGGAGAAUAACCUGGCUAUGCCAAGUUCAAGUCCUUGGAGUUCUCCGUGCAUUCUGGUUCCCAAACCUGAUGGGAUAUCCAGGUUAUGUACAGACUAUCGAAAGGUAAAUUCUGUCACAGUGCCCGACUCGUUCCCGUUACACAGACUGGAUGACUGUAUUGACACUGUUGGUGCUGCUACUUAUGUAACCAACCUAGAUAUUCUAAAAGGUUACUGGCAGGUGCCGUUAACCUCACGUGCCUCCGACAUCUCUGCCUUUGUGACCCCAGACAACUUCCUACAAUAUGCUGUCAUGGCAUUUGGGAUGCGGAACGCACCAGCCACUUUCCAACACCUGGUUAGCCUCCCGAGUGGCGCAGUAGUCUAAGGCACUGCAUCGCAGUGCUAGCUGUGCCACUAGAGAUCCUGGUUCGAAUCCAGGCUCUGUCGUAGCCGGCCGCGACCGGGAGACCCAUGGGGCAGCGCACAAUUGGCCCAGCGUCGUCCAGGGUAGGGGAGGGAAUGGCUGGCAGGGAUGUAGCUCAGUUGGUAGAGCAUGGCGUUUGCAACGCCAGGGUUGUGGGUUCGAUUCCCACGGGGGGCCAGUAUGAAAAAAUAAAAAAUAAUAAUGUAUGCACUCACUAACUGUAAGUCGCUCUGGAUAAGAGCGUCUGCUAAAUGACUAAAAUGUAAAAAUGUUAACACCGUAUUGGCUGGAGUUCCUAAUUGUAGUGCUUACCUUGAUGAUCUGGUAAUUUAUUCAACUGAGUGGUCAGAUCAUAUUAACACUAAGGGUAGUGUGUGAACGUCUAGCAAAGUGCGAGUUUGGGAAGGCCACUGUUACUUAUUUCGGGAAACAGGUCGACCAUGGUCAGGUGCGCCCUGUUGAUGCCAAGGUCUCGGCUAUAACUGCAUUUCCAGCACCUACCACCAGAAGAGAGCUACGCCGCUUUUUAGGGAUGGUUGGCUACUACCAUAGUUUCUGUAAACAUUUCUCUACGGUAGUUGCUCCAUUAAUGGAUUUGCUCAGUCCUGCGGGAAAGUUUGUAUGGUCUGUGGAUUGUCACACUGCUUUCAACACUGCUAAAGCACUCUUAUGCAGUACCCCUGUUCUUGCUGCUCCAGAUUUUUAACGGCCGUUUACACUUGAGGUAGAUAUUAGUGCCAGAGGUGCUGGUGCUGUUCUACUGCAGCCGGACCAGAGUGGAGUGGACCAUCCUGUCUGUUAUUUUUCUUGGAAAUUUAACAAAUGUCAAACUAACUAUUCAACCAUUGAACAAGAAGCUCUAGCUUUGUUGUUAGCUCUGCAGUACUUCGAAGUCUAUGUUGGUUCCAGUGCACUACCAGUGAUAGUGUAUACUGACCAUAACCCCUUAGUUUUUCUCCACUGUAUGUACAACCAGAACCAAUGCCUUAUGCGUUGGGCACUUGUUGUGCAAAAAUAUAAUUUGGAGAUCCGCCAUAAAAAGGGUUCGGAUAAUGUGAUGGCAGAUGCUUUGUCUCGUGUUUAGAGAUAUAGGAUUUAUUUUCUAUCCCGUGAGGAUGCUUUUACUCUUUGAAUUUGUUUUGUGUGUUGUGAUAGUACAUGAGUCGCAAACCAUUGUUGGUUUGCUCUUUUAAGGGUGGGAGUGUUACGGAUAUAGGUAUCCUGUAUGUGUAUUUGUUUUUCCUCUCCUUACAUUUGAGUUAUUUAGCAGACGCUCUUAUCCAGAGCAACUUACAGUUGGUGAGUGCAUACAUUUUAAAAUUAAAAAAAAAAUGUUUUAUACUCCUUCAGCCCUAAUCACAGGUGUGCCUUGUUUUCCUGAUUGGUGGUCGUUGGGGUGUCCCACCUGUCCGACAUCCGUUCAUCUGCUGAUUGCUGAGGUGGACCAAUCCUCUGUAUUGCACCACCUGUUUCUGGUUUUUCAUUACCAUGUCACAUCCCCUGGUUUUAAAAAGCCAGUCAGUUCUGUUUUCUGACAGAGACCACUGCGCCACUCGGGAGGCUAACCAGAUGUUGUGUACUCACUCGUUUGCUGUCUAGUCCAUAUUUACAUUUUAGUCAUUUAGCAGACGCUCUUAUCCAGAGCAACUUACAGUUAGUGAGUGCAUAUAUUAUUUUUCAUACUGGCCCCCCGUGGGAAUCGAACCCACAACCCUGGCGUUGCAAACGCCAUGCUCUACCAACUGAGCUACAUCCCUGCCAGCCAUUCCCUCCCCUACCCUGGACGACGCUGGGCCAAUUGUGCGCUGCCCCAUGGGUCUCCCGGUCGCGGCCGGCUACGACAGAGCCUGGAUUCGAACCAGGAUCUCUAGUGGCACAGCUAGCACUGCGAUGCAGUGCCUUAGACCACUGCGCCACUCAGGAGGUUAUAUUGGACCUAUGUUGUUUGUUUGUGCCUUGGAAAAUGGGGGUUUAUCAAGUCGCCCUUGGGUAUACACUACCCGUAGGAAAACCUUGUCUAAACACACUAGUUAGACCUGAGCGGACCACCCACUGUAUUUUUGUAUGUUUAGCAGUAAGCUUAGCGGUUCUUGAGGCAGGCAAGAUCAGUUUAGUUUAAAAAAAAAACAUUGUUUCAUUCCUUGGGUCCAGCUCAGCCCCUUUUCCCCAAACCAUUUACCGUGUGUUUAUAAUAAACAAUUUGUGUUUGAUGGUAGCAUAUGGUUGUCGGUGUAUUUUGUUCUCACUGUUCCUUGUCAAUAUCAUAAUUCCGUUCAAAUAUUUUUUAUUGAACACACACAAGAAUGGUGUAUAGGUAUGAAAGACACGUGUACAGUUCUUAUCUAAACAUAAGAGAACAGACAUGAACAACAAGACCCAGAGUUCUGGGCACAAAACAAAUAUUACAAAACACGACAUACAGAACAGGGACAGGUAGAAAGAAAAAGGGUAGAUGUAACCCCCCCACUUAUACCCCCCUUUAUCCCCCCCCCCCCCUUAUUCCACCCUAUUCCCCUCCCGACUGCUCGGGUGGCGGGGCCAGCACACGCUGCCCAAAGGUAGAUUACAAUAUGACAAUUGAGAGUGCAUUAAAAAGUACAGAUUCACAGCGCCGACUGGUCCAAGUAAGAGAGGAAAGGCUGCCAGAUUUGAUCAAAUGUUGAUAAUUUAUUGUUCAGAAUAUAUCUAAUCUUUCUAAGUGUACAGUGUUUGCCAAUUCGCUGAGCCAUAAUUUGGUAGAGGGCGCUUCCCUCCUUUUCCAAAACAACAAGAUUAAUUUUUUUGCCGAAAUGAGACUGUAAGAGAUUAGUUGUUUUUGGGAGUUGGUUAAUCCGUUUAGGGAAUCGGACACUCCCAGGAUUAUCAGAAGCGGGUCUGGGUCUUUUGAAGUCUCCAGAACUUCAGAGAGGACCCCAAAAAUUCCACACCAAUAACCAUACAGGCUAGAGUAUAGGGCAAAGCAGUGGAGUAGUGUACCCUGCUCAACCUGACAUUUAUCACACAUAGGGGAUGUAUCAGGAAAUAUCCUAUGCAGUUUAGUUUUGGAAUAGUGUAAUCUGUGUAAUACCUUAUAUUGUAUGAGACGAUGUCUGGAGUUAAUGGAGCAGGUGUGGAUAUACUCCAAGUUAUCCUCCCAGUCUGCCACCGAAAUGUCAGUCCCUAGUUCUUCCUCCCAUUUUGCCUUAAUGGCAUCAGUAGAGGGUGCGCUAGCAGAUUGAAAAGCGUCAUAUAGACGAGAUAUCAGUUUGUCUGAGGUGGGGCAUAUUUUUAUGCAUCUGUCAAACAUGGAAGGUUUAGCAUUCCCAAAUGUUGGGAGGUGUUUUCUAACAGUCUCUAAUUUGUAGGUAUCUGAAAAAGUUACUUCUGGGAAGGUUAUAAGUUUCCCUCAGCGAUUCAAAGGAAGCAAAGGUCCCUCCUAUAUAUAAAUCCCCUAUGGUACUUAUCCCCAACUCUCCCCAUCGCUCAAAGGUGUUAUCAAGGUUAGAGGGGGCAAAGGAGGGAUUCCUGGCAACAGGGAGCAUGAAUGAUAUUGGUCUAAGCUCAAAGUGGACUUUAAUUUGCUUCCAGAUUCGGACUGUGCUAUGUAUAAUAGGAUUCAAUCAAAUAAGUUCGAAUUUUUUAUGUAGGUAUUCAAGAAUUCGCAUGAAUAGGAGGUAGGGGUUCGCCGGGUAGAGGAUCUAUCCAAAUAUUGGUCUAGUACACAGUUAAGGUCCCCUCCAAUGACCAGAUUAGUAUGGGAGAUAUCUGGAAUCAGGGCAAGGACUCUUUUGAAAAAAGAGGGGUUAUCAAUGUUUGGCCCAUAGAUAUUUAGUAGAGUUACAGAAGUAGAGUGGAUCUCUCCUAUCAAUAUUAUAAUUCACAUGAGUUAUGUUACGGGUCUCUUUUCCAUCCACCCUAGACUGUUAAAGCCACGGGGUUUGAAACAUAUGUCAUGACUCACAGGUAAUUUGGAUGGCAUUCCCAGUAAGUCUCUGUCAGAUUUCAUGUGAAAACUAUGACGGACCAUCUGGCAAACUAUUCUGUUCUCACAAGAGAAGAUACUAGGUGUAGACUUAACAAAACCAUUUCAUACUUGCGUUCCCAAGAAAAUGGGUUUGCCACCCAAACCAGAAGUUCAGGAAAUCUCAUUGUGAUUUUAUUUAUUCAUGGAAGGUAGCAUGGGUCGUUCCACGAAUAAAGUCACUUUUGCAUCCCGUUGAUAUUUUAAAUAGAAAUUGUACACCAAUAUUGCAUUUUAAAAUUGUAUGGGUCGUUCCAUGUUAUUUCUGCAAACCAUGACACGCAUCAUCUCAGAUUAUUUGAAAAUUGUUUCUGAAGUUAGAAACAGAAGAUAAGCAUUCCGGAAACAUUUUGCUGAAAUAUAAUUUGAUCUCUGAGAAAUUAAGCUAAUUGAUUGCACCCAAAUUGUCAAUUUUAAUUUAUAUCAUAUUCAAUAAAUAUAGUACCUAACAUCCUAUUUGGACCAAACUUUAUCAACAAUGAGUUAAACAUGAGGAAUCCAAAAUAAUGGUCAAAAGCCACCCUUGGAACCCCCACCGUGUCAGUGCAGUACAAAUUGAGUGCCCUUUUCUAUAAGCUUGCUGAAAGUCUGUUGUCAAUUUGUUUUUCAGAGAAAUAGCAUUGUAUUUAGUCAAACACAAUUUUUUCCAACAGUUUGCUAAGAGCUGGCAGCAAACGGAUAGGUCUGCUGUCAGAACCAGUAAAGGCCGCUUUACCACUCUUGGGUAGAGAAAUGACUUUGGCUUCCCUUCAGGCCUGAGGAUAAACAUCUUGCUCUAGACUCCGAUUAAAGAUAUGACAGACAGGAGUGGACAUAUAGUCAGCUACCAUGCUCAGUAGCCUUCCAUCGAAGUUGUCAAUGCCAGGAGGUUUGUGAUUAUUGAUCGAUAACAGUAAUUUUUCCACCUCUCCCACACUAACUUUACACAAUUCUAACUGACAAUGCUUUUCUUUUAAUUAUUUGUAUUUUUUAUGCAUGAAUAUGAUUGCUCACUGUUCGUUGUUGGCAUUUCCUGUCUAAGUUUGCUGACUUUGCCAAUUAAGCAAUCAUUAAAAUAAUUGCCAACAUCAAAUGGUUUUGUGAUGAAUAAGCCAUCUGAUCUGAUUAAAGAGGUUUGUCUUUCUGCCCAUAAUUUCAUUUAAAGUACUCAAGUUUUUUUUUCUAUCAGUCUUUAUAUCAUUGAUCUUGGCUUCAUAUACAGGUUGUUCUUCUUUUUGUUGAGUUUAGUCACAUAAUUUCUAAAUUUCUCCUUUUGCCCCACCUCGUUCAACCAUACAGUUUUUAAAUUCCUCAUCCAUCCAUGGAACCUUAACAGUUCUAACAGUCAGUUUCUUAACAGGUGCAUGUUUAUCAAUAAUUGGAAGAAGCAAUUUCAUAAAUUAAUCAAGUGCAGCGUCUGGUAAACGGUUUGGGGAAAAGGGGCUGAGCGUCUGGUAAACGGUUUGGGGAAAAGGGGCUGAGCGUCUGGUAAACGGUUUGGGGAAAAGGGCCUGAGCGUCUGGUAAACGGUUUGGGGAAAAGGGGCUGAGCGUCUGGUAAACGGUUUGGGGAAAAGGGGCUGAGCGUCUGGUAAACGGUUUGGGGAAAAGGGGCUGAGCGUCUGGUAAACGGUUUGGGGAAAAGGGGCUGAGCGUCUGGUAAACGGUUUGGGGAAAAGGGGCUGAGCGUCUGGAAAACGGUUUGGGGAAAAGGGGCUGAGCGUCUGGAAAACGGUUUGGGGAAAAGGGGCUGAGCGUCUGGUAAACGGUUUGGGGAAAAGGGGCUGAGCUGGACGCAAGGAAUGAAACAAUAAAGUAAAAAAAAAAGUAAAAUGAUCUUGCCUGCCUCAAGAACCGCUCAGCUUACUGCUAAACAUACAAAAAUACAGUGGGUGGUCCGCUCAGGUCUAAGUAGUGUGUUUAGACAAGGUUUUCCUACGGGUAGUGUAUGCCCAAGGGCCACUUGCUAAACCCCCCUUUUCCCAGGCACAAACAAACAACAUAGGUCCAAUAUGGACUAGACAGCAUACAAGUGAGUACACAAAAACAAGACACCACAGUAUCCAUACUCACAAAGAAAAAGAGUAUCUGUCAGAAAACACAACUGACUGGCUUUUACAACCAGAAACAGGUGGUGCAAUACAUCUGGAUAACUGUGCCAGCUCCUCAGAGAGAGACUGGUCACUUUCAUCUAAUACCUCCAAUACGGCUAUCACCUUUCCUCCGGCAAUAUCGUUGCCCAUUAUAACUGUCACACCUUUUCCUGGCAACAUAGGAUGUACUCCAACUCUGAAUAAUCCACUGACUGACUCGUUCACAAAGUACGUUCACAAAGUGCAAUGGCACUGGGACGAAUCCCAUUUCAAUUCCCUGUACUAACACACUGGAACCACAAUGUGUAUUAUCGGACAAGGGCAACACAUCAAAUUGUAUGAACGACUGCGCCGCACCAGUAUCUCUUAAGGAUUCUAACCCGACGCGGAGACGCUUCGUCAUCUGAUAUGGAAACAAACCCCUCAAAAAUGAACGGUUCAUAACUGCGAUCUGGGACUGGGACUUUCAAACCACAUUUACUAUGAGGCAUCUGUUUUGAUUCCGGCCGUACAACUGUAUGAAUCAGCCCAACACUCGUUGGCGGCCUGGCGUGCAGAGGCAUCCCCCGUUUGCGUUUUAGCAGGAGCAAUCAUUAACCAUAUGUCCCACCUUAUGACAACAGAAACAGUGACGCACAUCUUUCGGGCGUACUGGAUGUACUGCUGAUCGACUAGGGCUAAGAGUGGGCCCUGCUCUCCGUACGAGCCGAAAACACGCUCUUGUGCAUCAACACAAAGUCGUCUGCCAAUACAGAUACUUCCGACAGUGAGGAUACUUUCUGUUCGUUUAGGUAAACUACAAUGCGUUCGGGUAAGCAAUUUUUAAACUCUUCGAACAAGAUUAACUCCCGUAGAGUGUUAAAAUAAUUUACCUUACUAGCAGUGUGCCAUCUGUCAAACAGAUUUCCUUUGUCUCUAGCAAACUCCACAUAAGUCUGAGUACGAAGAACAGUAGCUUUGACCACGUGAUAAUUCAAGCUGUCACAGGUUAUCUCCUCAUCACUGGCAGACUGGCUGCUUGUUUCCACUCCCACCGCCAGAGGGCACUGCUGCCCGUCCCUACUGUCUUGUGACGCUGUGGUACUUACUAUAGGCUGCCAGUCACUGGAUAAGUAGAUAAAUACUACACUUCAAUGUUCCCAGUGACUACAAGAAGCAGGAAUGUACCUGGAGAAGGAAUUUAGAAACAACAUUAUGCAUACAUAGAGCAAUUCACCACGGGGUUACAGUAGGACAAAUCACUAGAAACACAUGAACUCUAUUAUCACAGCUUGACUGAAAUCUUUUCUCAACAAGCACAUUUCAAAUCUCUGCUAUUAUGGCUAGCUACUUGGCUGAAGCUACUCGUGUCAAAUGUUCUGGCAACAUCUAUCAAGCGUCUAGUAACAUCCAUCAGCAUUCCUUUGAAUCAAAAGGUUGUUUGCUUGGUGAAGCCUACCGGUGUAUUGCUGGAUAAAAGCUCACAGUGCAUAGCUUAUGUUUGAAUGUUAAAUAACGAGGCAGAGGCAUUGAUGCGAGUAACCAGUCUUGUUCAGUAUAUUGCAAGACAUCCGGGUAUCUCAAGUACACCGGUAAAACACUGGAGUUGCAGUAAUGAACAUUUACCAACAGAUGGCAUCAAUGUGCCAUCUUCCACCCAUAACAUCUUCCCUUUUAUAAAAUAGGACAGGAACUGUCAAUUCACUAACAAAACAAACCUAGUAGUAAUUUCCAACAUGAACAGUUAAGUAUUUUUUUUAUUUUUAUUUUUUUAUUAACCACUUAACACAUUUUGAUACUCUCUUCACUUUUAUCUCUGUCUGUCAACAAUCCCUAAUGGGAAACCUACAGAUUAAGUCUUUUUGGUGGCUGGGACAGACGCCCGCAGCGUGAAAAGACAGGGGGCUUGUCUGCGUGGACUGCGGGCUCCCGCACAGGCGUGUCACCUGACUGUCUAAGGGGAGUAUUGAUGGGCGAGGGAGUGGCCGACCUGUGAUCCCCUGGCUCUUUGCCCAGUGCCUCAGGCCCCAUGUGACUUGCUGGGGUUCCGUCUUUUGUCAUGCGACCCCUAUGACCAUCCGAGUUCUGAGUGGAUGCUGGCUCAGCAAUCCGAAGGUCAACCCUGUUACGACAGUACAGUGAUCCAUUCACUUCUACCAAGUAGGAGCGUGGUGCCACUUUCUGUACACAGGAUCCGAGUCUCCAGAGGCCCGUCCGGUCCCCUGGUAGUGGCUUCAUUCGCACCGUUUCACCCACCCUGAGCUCAGGUAAGUCUUUUGCUGAUUUGUCGUAGAUGAACUUGGAGACCUGUCUUCUGUGACGUAGCUUCACCAGCACGUCUGUCACCACACAUGGCUCCAGGAGAGUGCUUGCUACUGGCAGAGCUGCUUUUAAACGCCGUGCCAUGAGGCGCUGGGCCGAGCUGCUAUCCAUGCCUUCUGUCGGGGUAUUGCGCCAUUGCAGGAUUGCUUUCCAGGCAUCUUUGCCCUCUCGCAGAGCUUUUUUGCAGAGGUUCUUUGCAAUUUUGACUGCCGACUCAGCCUUCCCAUUAGCUUUUGGGUGUCGUGGUGAUGAAGUGACAUGCUCGAAUUCCCAUUCUGCAGCAAAUUUUCGGAACUCACAUCCGGAGAAUUGGGGUCCAUUAUCUGAAAUUACCCUAUCUGGCUGGCCAUAGCGGGCAAACUGAGCCUUGCAGCGUUUGAUCGUUGUCUCUGCUGAGAGGUCGGGGAGGAGGUCAAUCUCCCAGAAGUCUGAGUAAUGAUCAACUACCAGCAGAAAGUCUUUGCCACUGUGCUGGAAGAAAUCUAGACUUACUAUCUGCCAGGGGCGCAUUGGUAGCUCGUGGGACAUCAUCAUCUCUCUCUGUUGCUCAAUGGCAUAUUCAUUGCAGAUUGUGCAUUUACUGACAUAGUCUUUGAUUUCACUCUGCAUUCCUGGCCAAUACAGUGUGUCACGUGCUUGUCUGUAACAGGCCUCACCUCCUAUGUGACUUGAGUGCACGCGCGCCAACAUCUCAGGGCGCAGAGACCGGGGAAUAAUGACUCUCUGACCCUUGAAUAUGACUCCGUUUUGAACACUGAGCUCUUCUUUGACUGGCCAAUAUUCUCUGGUGGCUAAAGCAGUUUCUUCCUUGCAGUCGGGCCAGCCCAUCAGAAUCACAGACCUCAAUGCCUGGAGUUGCUCGUCCCUGUCUGUGUGCUGUCUGAUUUGUAUAAGGCGCUGGUCCGUAACAUUGAGGUAGUCAGCCUGGUUGAUGUGUUCAACAUCCACUUGCUCUGUUUGUAAGCUGCACACUGCGUGUUGUUCAUGCAUGGAGCGUGUGUGAGUGCCUGAUGCAGUAGCCCUGCUGAGCGUGUCACUCACAUACAUCUCUGGCCCUGGCUUAUACACCACCUUGAGGUUGUAGUUUUGUAGGGCCAGUAGCAUGCUCUGCAGUCGUUUCGGGGCAUUCAGGAGAGGCUUGCUGAAUAUAGCAAUAAGGGGCUUGUGAUCUGUCUCUGCGGUAAUAUUGUCACGCCCGUACAGGUAGUGGUGGAAGCGUUGGCAUGCAAAUACAAUGCUGAGGCACUCCUUCUCUAUCUGGGCAUAGUUCUGCUCUGUUGGAGUGAGUGCCCUAGAGGCGAAUGCCACAGGCUGGCCCUCUUGCAUGAGGCAACAGCCCAGUCCAUACUGGCUUGAGUCACUCUGAAUCGUGACAGGUUUUGACACAUCGUAGUAUCGCAGUACAGGUGUCUGGGUGACCAGUUGUUUUAUUUCCCUCACCGCUGUGUCAUGUUUUGGGAGCCAAUGCCAGAUGGUGUCCUUGUCCAUGAGCCUCCUUAGUGGUUCACACACUUCAGAGAGCCGCGGUAGGAACUUGGCCAGGUAGGUGACGAAUCCGACGAAGCGCUGCACUGCCUUCACGUCAGAUGGGUGGGGCAUAUCCAAGACAGCCUUCACUUUUUCUGGAUCCGCCUUCAAUCCGGUGGAGGACAAGACGUGCCCAUGAAAGCGAACCUCUGGCACUUUAAACUGAAGCUUUUUUAUGCUUAGCCUUAGCUUGACCUGUCUGCAUCUGACCAUCAGGGCCAGCAGCUUGGCGUCAUGGUCACAUUCUGCCUCCUCAUCACUGUCCCCACAGCCCACUACGAGGAUGUCAUCUGCUAUGGGUUCCACGCCGCUGAGUCCCAUCAACAGCUCGUGCUGUUUCCGCUGAUACACCUCUGGAGCCACGGAGACACCAAACGGGAGCUUCAACCACCUCUUCCUGCCCCAGGGUGUCCAAAAGGUGGUCAUGUAGCUGCUGGGCUCGUCAAGCUUGCACUGCAGGAAGGCAUCUCUGGCGUCCACGAGCGUGAAGACUCUGGCCUUUGGGAGCUUGUAAAGAACAUCCUCCAACGUGGGCAUAAUGUAAUGUGAACGUCUCAGAGCCCGGUUGAGGUGUUUAGGAUCUAUGCAUAUCCGUAGCUUGUCUGGUUUCUUGACGAUAACCAUAUUACUUAUCCAGUCUGUAGGCUCGGUGACGGAUAUGAUGUGGCCAUCUGCUUCGUAUUUGUCAAGCUGAGCCUUUGUAGCUGCUUUCAUGGCCACUGGUACAUUGCGAGGUGCACACUGGACAGGCUGGAUUGCUGCAUCCAACUCAAAGUGGACUUCGCCGGGAACUGACUCGACCGGUGCGUUGAAGACAUCAUGGUACUUGCUUAGGAGAGUCUCCUUGCUCAGGGGCCCAGCCUGGACUUUGUCUAUAAUGUUAAGAUCAGCUGGGAUGGUGAAGUUAAUAAGCCCAAGGCGCUCGCAUGUAGAACCUGACAGUAAUGGCUGUUGACUAGCCUCAACUAUUUCAAACUCAAGAGUGUGUUUCUGGCCACGUAAAACACACUCUGUCACAAACAGGCCUAAAGAGGUCAUGAACUGGCCUGAAUACAGUUUCAGCUUGGUGCUACUCUGUGUGAGUUUGUCUCUGGGCGCGAGCCUCCUUUUAUCUUUAAGGCUCAUAACGUUACAUGUGGCCCCUGAAUCUAGCUGGCAUUGCUGUGGUUUAUUAUUAAGUAGCAGAGUGACAAACCAUUUUUUUCCUUUUGCCCUUACUGCCCCUAUGCACUCGCUAGCAUAUACAUCCUCUGUGCUGUUGUUCCCUUCAUCUGUGUUUAUUUCAAUAGAGUGCACUUUACCCUCCUUUCUCUUGCUUUUCAUGCAGGCCCUUGCGAAGUGAUUAGCUGUACCACAGGAUUUGCAUAUUUUUCCAUAGGCUGGGCAGUGUUCUUUUCCUCGUCCAUGAGAAAUGCCACAAUAUCGGCAUGCAUUGGGGUUGUCUACUGCAGAGUUGGCUGUAGUAUUAGCAUUAGCUGUGGCAAAAGGGAAUUUCUUUAUUGGCUGCCUGAAUGUAGCAUUGACAUUGUCCAUAUGUUGCCUUUCUAGCUCCAUGGACCUUAUCUGUAUAUCUGUAAGCUCUGCUGCACGGCAUGUCUCCACUGCCAAGACUAGUGUCAGGUCACGUUCUCUCAGCAAACGUCUGUGAGUGCCCUCAUCAGUUAUGCCAAGCACUAUCUUGUCUCUGAUCAGUUCAUCUCUUAAAGCACCAUAGUCACAUGUAGCUGCCUUUUCCCUUAGCUUAGUGACAAAGCUGUCAAUGGACUCCCCGUCCUCCUGUUUGCAACAACCGAAAACAUAACGCUCGUAGAUAACGUUCUUUGCUGGCUUAAAGUAAAGUUCGAGAGCAUCAAGAAUAGCUGUAGCGUUACCUUGCUGAGCUGCUGUUAGGUUCAGGUUGUGUUUGUAUACGUGUCGGCAUUCUGCUCCCAUUAUAGUCCUCAAAGUGGCAGCCACUACCUCAUCGUCCUUUUCCCGAAGUCCCGUUGCUAGUGCAUAGUCCUCCCAUUCACCUCUAAACGUAUCCCAGUUUGUGCUCCAAUCUCCGCUGAGCUUCAUAACGGCGGGAGGGGAAAUGUUCGCUGCCAUGUCUAAACGGUGCUAACAACACUGAAGCUAACUAGCAAACUCAAUCUAGCUAAGGACAAUUCCGGAGAAGUUUUACUCAACUAAGCUUUUUAAAACCAGAACAGGUGACUCUAAUUUGCGGAAAGCAUGGUUAGUUAUCCGACUCUGACACCAUGUUUGAAUGUUAAAUAACGAGGCAGAGGCAUUGAUGCGAGUAACCAGUCUUGUUCAGUAUAUUGCAAUACAUCCGGGUAUCUCAAGUACACCGGUAAAACACUGGAGUUGCAGUAAUGAACAUUUACCAACAGAUGGCAUCAAUGUGCCAUCUUCCACCCAUAACAGCUUGUUGUCUCAUGCUUCCUCAAACAACUACAAACCCAUGUGGGUAAUAGAGUACAUCCGGGUUGCAUCAACGAAAAUAGAAAGUUCCGCGUUUAAUGUUCCUUUCACUGAGUUGUGGAUAAAUACAAAUAAGUCAGUAGAUAAACGUAUUUUUGUUGACACGUGUUAGUAUUAUAUUAUCAUGGACAAAGUUGUCUAGCGAACAUUAUCUAGCUUCAUCUAGUAGCUGGUAUAGCAGCUUGUGGCAAAAAGGGACAUUUCUGGUAAAUGUCCAUGCACAUUUUCGAAGGACUGUUUGUAAUGUAGGGAAUUUUAAAAGCACUCGUGUAUUUCAUCUUUUUAAAAGGAGAUUCCCUUUAUAAUUUUGCCAUACAAUACAUGUUUUAACCCUAAACUGGCACUCCUGAUUCAAUUAGUCAAAGGCUUGUAAAAGGUCUGUUGAGCCCGAAGAGAGGGUUGGGAAAUCCUUCUGUAGGCUACCUUUAAAAUGCAUGUUGUUUCAUGCUGUUAUGUGUAAUUUAAACAUUCAUAAUUAUUUCCCCCUUUAUUUCUAUGGGUGUAAGAAUGCCAUGUUUAGUAUCAGAUGUGUGGAAGCAUUUCACCCCAGCCAUUAAUGAUGAUGGGAAGACUAUGUACAUGUGCAACUAUUGUACAAAGCAAUAUGUAAAGAAUGCCACAAAGUUGCAGGUACAUUUAACCAAAUGCAAGAAUGCAACAUUAUAUCAAAGCUCACGAGAACCAUUGUUCUGCCAUACGAUGGAAGACCAUAGCCACAAGAAUGCAGAUGACUGCCUGGCUCGAGCUAUAUAUGCCACAGGCUCACCCCUCAUGCUCACAGAGAAUGUGUACUGGAAGAGAUUCUUCAAUAUUAUUUGCCCUGGAUACUCUCCUCCCAACAGAGAUGCUCUGUCUACUAAUUUGCUGGAAGCUGAGUUCAACAGAGUGCAAGGAAAGGCGAAGGAAACAACAGAGAAGGAAGACAGUGUUGCUGUUAUCUCUUAGGUGUGGUAAAAUGAACGAGGGGAUUGCAUCCUAAAUUACAGUCUCCACUAUUCCACCAUUGGUUUUCAAGACAACAGUCACAAGGGACAAUACACACACACACACACAAACAUUGCUGAUGAGCUGAAAGCUGUCAUCAAUGACGUUGGACCACAUAAGGUGUUUGCUGUUGUUAUUGACAGUGCAGCAAACAUGAAGGCUGCCUGGGCACAAGUGGAGGAGGCCUACCCUCACUACACCUAUUGGGUGCGUAGCUCAUGGGCUUAACCUUCUCCUCAAGGACAUACGUUUGCAAACAAUGGAAACGCUGUACAAGACAGCCAAGCAAGUUGUACAGGAUGUCAAGAGCAAAGAGGAAGUGGCAGUAACCUACAGCAAGCAACAUACAAAUAAAAAUAACUCUACACUGAAGCUGCCCUGCAACACUGGACAAGAGGAAUACCUAUGUAAGAAUGCUGUUCAUUGACUAUAGCUCAGCAUUCAACACCAUAGUACCCUCCAAGCUCAUCAUUAAGCUUGAGGCCCUGGGUCUGAACCCCGCCCUGUGCAACUGGGUCCUGGACUUCCUGACGGGCCGCCCCCAGGUGGUGAAGGUAGCAAACAACAUCUCCACUUCGCUGAUCCUCAACAUUGGGGCCCCACAAGGGUGCGUGCUCAGCCCCCUCCUGUACUCCCUGUUCACCCAUGACUGCGUGGUUAACCACGCAACUCAAUCAUCAAGUUUGCAGACGACACAACAGUAGUAGGCUUGAUUACCAACAAUGACGAGACAGCCUACAGGGAGGAGUUGAGGGCUCUGGGAGUGUGGUUCCAGGAAAAUAACCUCUCACUCAACGUCAACAAAACAAAGGAGAUGAUCGUGGACUUCAGGAAACAGCAGAGGGUGCAUCCCCCUAUCCACAUCGACGGGACCGCAGUGGAGAAGGUGGAAAGCUCCAAGUUCCUUGGAGUACACAUCACUGACAAACUGAAAUGGUCCAUCCACGCAGACAGUGUGGUGAAGAAGGCGCAACAGAGCCUCUUCAACCCCAGGAGGCUGAAGAAAUUUGGCAUGGCACCUAAAACCCUCACAAACUUUUACAAAUGCACAAUUGAGAGCAUCCUGUCGGGCUGUAUCACCGCCUGGUACGGCAACUGCACCGCCCACAACCACAGGGCUCUCCAGAGGGUGGUGCGGUCUGCCGAACGCAUUACCGGGGGCAAACUACCCGCCCUCCAGGACACCUACAGCACCCGAUGUCAAAGGAAGGCCAAAAAUAUCAUCAAGACAACCACCCGAGCCACUGCCUGUUCACCCCACUAUCAUCCAGAAGGCGAGGUCAGUACAGGUGCAUCAAAGCUGGGACCGAGAGAAUGAAAAACAGCUUCUAUCUCAAGUCCAUGAGACUGUUAAAUAGCCAUCACUAGCACAUUAGAGGCUGCUGCUGCCUAUUGAAAUCACUGGCCACUUUAAGAAAUGGAACACUAGUCACUUUAAUAAUGUUUACAUAUCUUGCUCUGCUCAUCUCAUAUGUAUAUACUGUAUUCUAUAAUAUUCUACUAUAUCUUAGUCCAUGCCGCUCUGUCAUUGCUUGUCCAUAUAUGUAUGUAUUCUUAAAUUCCAUUCCUUACUUAGAUUUGGGUGUAUUGGGUAUAUGGUGGGAAAUUGUUAGAUAUUACUGCACUGUCGGAGCUAGAAGCACAAGCAUUUUGCUACACCCGCAAUAACAUCUGCUGAACACGUGUAUGUGACAAAUAACAUUUGAUUUUAUUUUAUUUUAGUUUUGUGUCAAGCCAAUUCACGCAGCAACAUACAGUUGAAGUCGGAAGUUUACAUACACCUUAGCCAAAUACAUUUAAACUCAGUUUUUCACAAUUCCUGUCACUUAAUCCUAGUAAAGAUUCCCUGUUUUAGGUCAGUUAGGAUCACCACUUUAUUUUAAGAAUGUGAAAUGUCAGAAUAAUAGUAUUAUUUCUUUCAUCACAUUCCCAGUGGGUCAUAAGUUUACAUACACUCAAUUAGUAUUUGGUAGCAUUGCCUUUAAAUUGUUUAACUUGGGUCAAACGUUUCGGGUAGCCUUCCACAAGCUUCCCACAAUAAGUUGGGUGAAUUUUGGCCCAUUCCUCCUGACAGAGCUGGUGUAACUGAGUCAGGUUUGUAGGCCUACUUGCUCGCACACGCUUUUUCAGUUCUGCCCACAAAUUUUCUAUAAGAUUGAGGUCAGGGCUUUGUGAUGGCCACUCCAAUACCUUUACUUUGUUGUCCUUAAGCCAUUUUGCCACAACUUUGGAAGUAUGCUUGGGGUCCAUUUGGAAGACCCAUUUGCAACCAACCUUUAACUUCCUGACUGAUGUCUUGAGAUGUUGCUUCAAUAUAUCCACAUUUUCCUUCCUCAUGAUGCCAUCUAUUUUGUGAAGUGCACCAGUCCCUCCUGCAGCAAAGCACCCCCACAGCAUGAUGCUGCCACCCCCGUGCUUCACGGUUGGGAUGGUGUUCUUCGGCUUGCAAGCUCCACCCUUUUUCCUCCAAACAUAACAAUGGUCAUUAUGGCCAAACAGUUAUAUUUUUGUUUCAUCAGACCAAAGGACAUUUCUCCAAAAAGUACAAUCUUUGUCCCCAUGUGCAGUUGCAAACUGUAGUCUGGCUUUUUUAUGGCGGUUUUGGAGCAGUGGCUUCUUCCUUGCUGAGCGGCCUUUCAGGUUAUGUCGAUAUAGGACUCGUUUUACUGUGGAUAUAGAUACUUUUGUACCUGUUUCCUCCAGCAUCUUCACAAGGUCCUUUGCUGUUGUUCUGGGAUUGAUUUGCACUUUUCGCACCAAAGUACGUUCAUCUCCUGGAGACAGAACGCGUCUCCUUCCUGAGCGGUAUGACGGCUGCGUUGUCCCAUGGUUUACGUUUACAUCAUUUAGCAGACGUUCUUAUCCAGAGCGACUUACAAAUUGGUACAUUCACCUUAUAGCCAGUGGGAUAUGUUGUUUACACUUGCAUACUAUUGUUUGUACAGAUGAACGUGGUACCUUCAGGCGUUUGGAAAUUGCUCCCAAGGAUGAACCAGACUUGUGGAGGUCUACAAUUCUUUUUCUGAGGUCUUGGCUGAUUUCUUUAGAUUUUCCCAUGAUGUGAAGCAAAGAGGCACUGAGUUUGAAGGUAGGCCUUGAAAUACAUCCACAGGUACACCUCCAAUUGUCUCAAAUGUUGUCAAUUAGCCUAUCAUAAGCUUCUAAUUUUCCAAGCUGUUUAAAGGCACAGUCAACUUAGUGUAUGUAAACUUCUGACCCACUGGAAUUGUGAUACAGUGAAUUAUAAGUGAAAUAAUCUGUCUGUAAACAAUUGUUGGAAAAAUUACUUGUGUCAUGCACAAAGUAGAUGUCCUAACCGACUUGCCAAAACUAUAGUUUGUUAACAAGAACUUUGUGGAGUGGUUGAAAAAUGAGUUUUAAUGACUCCAACCUUAGUGUAUGUAAACUUCCGACUUCAACUGUCCAUUCUGGAUCCAAAGCAUAUUGGGAAACAAAUACUUUCUGGAGAACAGAUCAACAGUGCAUACUAUGUGAUUUCUACCCUCUCACACCACCUCAAUCUUUAAGAAGUCAAAGUUCUGGCAAGUCUGGCAAAGUUUUCUACCAAGAAAGGCCUUUGGAAUGGGGAUGGGAUAUGGCAACCAUGCCAGCACAUUUCUCCAUUCUUCUGGUGGAAGGGGAUCUGUGCAUCUGAGGCCUUGUCACCAACCGCCUCUGUGAUCCUUCAAAUCCCACCACACAGAUUCACAGUACCGAAGGGUCCACCACACCAGCUUCACAGUGACCCAAAGGAAGGAAUUAUGGACAUGUCUGCGUGAGCAACUAAGGAUUUAAAAAUAACAAAACAAGGACAGAGAGCUAAAUAAAUUCAUUUUUUGGAGGAGUGGGUCAGGUGCACAUAAGAAAAUAAUUUGAAAUUGAUAAUUUGAGCAAUGUUACAAAGUAGGCUACAAGUACAAUGUUAGGCUAUUUCAUUGAAGUUCAAAACCUAAAUAAAGCCUCUUAUUAUUUGUAUGGAAGAGUAUGUCUAAUUUGUUGACAAAGAGAAUAAAAGGGUAGUCAGUGUGCAAAAAUCCCCACACAUUUUUCCCAUUUGGUAAAUUCCCAGGAUUUCACAACCAUGGGCAAAGAUUAUAGGAAGCAUGCAAUUAGUUUACAAUAUCUCCGGUAGAGGGCAUUAGUGAACCACAGGUGAAUAGCCUAGACGUAAAGCCUACAGAACUGGCAAGCAGAUAUCAACAGUUGACUGGAACUUAAAAUAUUGAACUGUUAAUAUAUAGAUAACACCAACAAGGGACUUCACAUGUUAGCUACUGUCAACGCGUGCUGUAGGUGCAGUGGUGGAAUCAAACGCAGGACGCAGACGGAUAAUCCAACAGACUUGUAUUAAUGCCAAACACGGCAAACGGACAACACUUGCCCGAAGGCGAAAUACGCACGAAGGCGAAAAUGAACAACAGCGCACAGAACAGGUGCGAAAUAACUCCAGCGCAGUGGAGAGAAGCUCAACCGAGCGAAAAACACGACUGACAAAAAUCAAUAACACACAACACCUGACAAACACAACGAGAACUAAAUAGGACACUAAUGACACUAAAUGAAAACAGGUGUGACAACAAUCAGACAAAAGCAAACGAACAUGAAACAUACAACGGUGGCAGCUAGUAUUCCGGAGACAACGAACGCCGAAGCCUGCCCGAACAAGGGAGAGAGGCAGCCGAAACCGUGACAGCUACAGUGACAAGAAUGGGAUUAUACCACAAAUAGCUUUACAUGCUGUAGACUUAAAGUUAUUUGCAAUAUAUCUGGAUGUGAGUAAUAACUUAACUUAAAAUGACAUUUAAAAUCCCAAGGUUUGCUCAUGCCAAGCCCACCAAAGAGAUUAGGGGUUAAACCCAAUCUAAGGGAAUUGUUUUGCUGUGCAUUAAUGAAAAGCAGCUUUGUACUAUUAGUCUUUUCUAGCCUUCAAUCUAACGUAGCACUGAGACGGUGCGAAUGAAUGCUUGAGUUGAAAUUCUAAAAAGAGAGAGAAACAAGAGAAACAACACCAUGGCAGCCUGUACCACAUGACUGGGUUUCUGUGGUCCAGAUAGGAUUGUUUGUUGCUCCCUGCUGCAUGGGGUCUGGAGGGGCUGUAGCUGCCUGCCUGCCUGGGAGAUCUGCCUGCCUGCCUGCCUAUCCACCACACAUGAUCCUCUAUCCAUCACACACUCCACUCUGCCAGCCAUACUACACACACACACACACACACACACACACACACACACACACACACACACACACACACACACACACACACACACACACACACACACGCUCCCACUCUCACCCCCAACCCCAAACAGAAGAGAAGAAAGGGGAAAAUAUAGAAAGGGUUGAAAGGAAAAGAGAAAAGGGGACACUUAUCAAACCUGCUAUAGACCCUUUCUGUGUUUACAAACAUUGCCGCACGAGAGCAAUGUGCACAAGUUGGUGGCAGAACAAAGGGGAUCUUAUAUAUCGCUUAUGAGUGCAUUUCACACUACUUUUGGAUUACAAUUGGAUUUGAAGGCUCGUAUGAAUGUUCUGCUUAAUAUAAUGUUUGUGUCAUCAUCGCAAAUCAACUGCAUUAUACUUAAAAAACACUUAAACUUCAACCAGUAAAAUGGCUCUUUGGCUAGCUGUUGCUACAGCCUAUAUCAACAAGCGUUAGCAUUUUAGCUAACAACUGCUGCAUCCAAAAUAAUUUUGCAAAGAUCACAACCAAAUAUAAUAUUAGCGACUGUUCAAGCAAGUAUCAAAACAUCAUUGUAAGCGUAUGAGAAACCCAAAAAGUUAUUUUGUUUAGAAGUAAUAAAAACAUCAAUCUAGGCUAUGUUGAAUGGGCGCAGGUGGCGAUGGCUUUCUUACUGCCACCAAGAGUCGUGCGCAUCUGUAAGUGACGUCAGUGUGUCGUGUACUGGAAAAGGGUCUAUACUUAUUUGUCAUACUUCUCUCUCCAUGGCCAGUGUACGUUUCUUAGCUUACGUUGUGUUUGUAAUUAGGGGAACCUAAAGGCUUGCCAGGGAAAAUGAGCUCUCAAUAGAAGGGUAGUCAGUCUGUUUAUCCACUGUUUACAGAAAAGGAGAGGAAUAUUUAUGUUCGAUAAAGUGGCUUAUUAUUAAACUGUAUAAGACAUCCCAUAUCCAAGAGGGGGGGAUGAAAGCCUAUAAUGUUUUAAGUGUCACCUCUGCACUCUGUAAAAAUCAUACAUUUGUAUUUUCCACACCUAUAUUGCAUAUACGUCUUUGUUUGUUCAGACCAUAGUUGUAGUCAGGUCAGUCCUAUACAUCUGGGGUUUUGAAAAUCCAUCAUCACCUUCCUCUCUUCCUUUCACUACCCAUCCUUAGCAGUUACCCAUGCUUAUCCAGCGAAUGGUUAGUAGAAUAAUUGUCUGUUUCUGUGUGUCACAUCUCCAUCUUUGAUUCAUUGUCCCAUGUGAAAGUGUGAUGAGAGAUGAGCAGCAGAGCUUGUCAUCAGCUGGAAGUCUGGGUCAGUGCCAUAGAUUUACAUUUACAUUUACGUCAUUUAGCAGACGCUCUUAUCCAGAGCGACUUACAAAUUGGAUAACUCAUCAUCCAACACUAGGCCAGCUACAUGUAUGUACUCUGUAUGUUAGGGAAAGUAAUCAGAUUUUUUCUUUGUGAAAAGUGGUGAACAGAUAGUGGUAUUGUAACUAUGUGUUCUAACUAGCUAUAGGUAUAAUAAGAGCUCACAGUUUUUUCUGGUCAUGUCACACACAAAGAAAUUAUACUUAAUUAUAACUUUACAUUUGCAAGAAGCACACCAUCCUGCGGUACUCUUUACAUGUUAAGCCAUAUCAAUUAAACAUAACUUGAGUUUGCUAAUUAAGCUAAGACAGUUGUGUACUCCUACAUGUUUAAAGUUCUAUCUCUAACACAUACUGUAGAUUAGUCAGUGUGGAGUCAGAGGUCCGUGGGUGUGUGUUGAUGCCAAGGAAAGAAGACUCCCACACAGCAACUGGCUGUAUGGUGCUGCAGACAGUUGGUCAGAGAUAUAUUUUCUCAGGAACUUUGUACAAAAACAAUCUCAAACUGCAGGAGCUUUAAACAGAUAGGUAAGUUCUAAAUAAAUACAUCAGUAUUAUAUUAAAUAAUGUUAUUACAGCUAUACAAAUUAUAUGAGAGGAGAACACUGUAGAUAGAGGCAUAUAAAAACCCAAUAGAACAUAGGAUGAGAUCUGGUAACUCAUCUUAGGGUUAAGUAUGAGGAACCCCUGUGUGUUUGUACCAAACAGUCUGUCCAUCCCUAUUGUAGUAAUCUGUCAGCAUCCCACAGCCCUGGGGUCACUCAUAAGGGGCCAUGGUGACACUCCUUUUGUCUGCCCCUCCCCUCUGAUCCAGGGGUCAUCCAUUUAGCACAAUUUGAGCUUCCAAUCCUGUUACUUCUGCUGACUGUCAGAGGGCCAUGGAGUGUCUGUCUGGAUAACUAUAGUCACACUCAGUAUGUGUUCCAAAUGGCACCCUAUUCCGUAUGGGCCCUGGUCAAAAGUAGUCCACUAUAAAAUAAAUAGGGUGCCAUUUGGGCGGCAACCUCUAACACUUCUCCAUUCUCAGUGUUUGGACUAUACUCUCCCACUCUGAGUGAAGCUGAGAAUGCAGGCUCUGGCUCUCCAGUGUCACUUUAUUCACUAACAUGAAAGGGAGCUCUAAGCAAUCUUGUAUGAUGAAGGAAAAACCCUUAGGGAUUUAGAGGGUCUUUGUUGAGAGUGUUCCUCGGGUUCUCUCAAUGUGGUAUUACUCAUAAGGGGAGAAGUGACUGCUAGAAGAACUGUGCUAAUAAGCUCCUCUCAACUGUUGGUGUGCCAUCUCAUCUGGGGGAGUUGAGUAGUGAGAGCAGAACACACAUUUCCGUUAUUCGCUGUACCAUGAACAAUAUUUUAUUGUAAGCAUAGGCAGACACCUGGCAUCAGGGUUAUUAUCAGAGAACUCCUUAAAAUGAUUACUAUAGUAUAGACCUCCAGUCCUCCCCCUUGGAUUUCAGUCAAGGCCUCAGAUUCCUUUAGCCAGAGUCCCGAGCCGCUCUCACUGAGUUGAAUAAAUGAAAUCAGUGACUCAUGACCUGAAUUCACUUAACAGUGACAAAGAACAAUACAUAGCCCACUGCAGCUGAGAGACAGAUGUGCACCAUCAAAUAAAAACUUUGAGGCCAGUUUAUGAUGCAGGACAUUUUUCAGAUUUCUGAGGAGUGUACGGCUGCACGUACAGCUUGGGUAAUGACUAUUAAUGUGACCAUAACAAGACAUGUUAUUAUGUAUUUUUAGAGUGUGGAAUAAAUGUAAAAGAAUGGGUCACUAACAAUGCCAACAAAUGGGUAUCAAUCAUUUUUUCUUCUGCACACUGAAAACAUUAUUGGGGUAAUAGAGGAGCAACAAAGUUCCAGUGAAUAUCGUUAUAUUAUACUAAUGAUUUGGCAUGGAUAUAGUUAAUAUUUUUACCAAACAUAUAAUUUAUGUCAGCAUUCAACUCAUGCAUUCCAGAGACACAAAGCUGAGAGUUAUUUUGAGUUCUAUCAAAAGGAAUCUCCUCUCACUGGAGUAACAUUUCUCAAAUGUCAGGAUUGUUCUUGUCACCCUGUAGAGCAGACCUUCAAGAAAAUGUCAUUUCAGUGAACUGAGAGCUAAUUUAAACUGUAUCACUAUGAACCAAAUGUUGGCACCAACAAUAUGGAAGCAAUAGACAAAAAGUGACAGGACACAUUUUAUUUUCCAUUCAGGUAUGAAAUGUCUAUUGUGAGUAACAAUGUUUACAUACCCAGUAUGGACUGUGUGGAAACCAAUCCUGCAGUACUGGAGACAGUAUAUAGCUCCCAUUAGGGAUCGCUCUGAGCCUGUGAGUGCACUGAGCUUUAGCCAUUUCUCAGGGAUUAUUGGUGAUAUGAAAGGCUGUAAUGUCCAUGCAAAGCCAUCCAUGGAUGGAUGGAGGGAGCGAGAGGAGACGAGAGGAGAACACUGGGAAGGAGCUCUCCUGGCAGCGUUUCCCCCUCUCUGCAAUCUCAGAGCUCUGACAAACUCCCUGACUUCUGACCUCCAGCAGUCAAUGGUCUAGUUGGGUAUUCAAUCUCACACUUCUACCUCUUUACUUCUACAGAGGAUUACACUCUCCUUUCUCCCAGUGGUGUAAUAUGUCAGAAAUCUGUUGUUUAUUUAGCUACUGAUCCCAAGGUGUAAUAUUGCCGGAUUGUACACUAUUUGCUUUUUAAGCAUAUUGUACAUGCAGUAUUCCGAAGUAAAGAUAAUUUGCUGCAUUUGUAGCGGCACCACUUUUUUGUGUACAGUUGUAAUAAAAAUAGUUUUUCGUAGGAAAAGCAAAUGAUGUAGCAUAUUAUAGAAAGUCUCUACAGAGAGAUACACUCAUUCCACUUGUUUACGCACCACAGGAAUUAACCUCAUUAUGUAGUGGGGGAAUUUUCAAAUACCAAAAUGCUCUAUUAUAUUCGUUAUUUUUCUCUCUCACAGUAUUAUUCUAAUUCUGUUUCUCUGACAAGGCCCAGACAGAAUCCCUGGGUGCGGACAUUGUUUCCCUUGUGCCUCAGUUUGGUGUGGAGACUAGCAGUGGCUCCCACUGGCUCUUUAGAAUGAAAUACUGAAGGGGGCUUCACAAUGGAUCUUUGUGCCUGAAAAACAGUGAUGUCAUAGUUUCCCAGGCUUUCCCCCCUGAAAUGCCGAGCAAUGGGGGGAGAGGAGAGGUGGGGCUAUGCUCCAACUUUUUUGUGGUAAACAAAGGAGCAGAAUCCAUCGUGGUAUUACUCUGGCCUUCUAGGGGGUCUUCUUCUCUAAGUCUUGCAGCGCUCCAACACAGCUGGUCAGCAUCACAGGCCCUCCACAGGAGUUGCAGUACAACACAGGUACAGUAGACAGUAACACAUACGGAUGGGCAUUUAUUAUACAACAACAGAGGGUACACAAACACUGGGAACCGGGCUGUGUAUUCUCCUUAGGCAGGUAGGUGUUCAUCAGCCAGAAAAUAUAUUCAGACAGCACUGGGCUGGGCGGGGGGAGAAACCACAUCCUAUUUUUACAGUCAUUAUUCCUGGGGAGGCAUCAGGGUCAUGUUAAGAGUGUGCCCAGAUGAGUGGGAAUUGAUGUUCUGGGGCUUAGAGAGACUCUUCAGACUGACUGUUUCAUCUCCACACCUCAUUUAUGCACUAGCAUGUCCUCAUAGAUGGAAGCACUGUGCCAAGCUGGUGUCGAAACCUACUCCCACACCCACUGACAUAAGGCUCAGGCACAAUUAUGAGCUUUACUUUCGAGUGCCAUCAGAGUCAUUUAAAAAUCAUUAGCUAACUAUCUUCCAAGAAUCAAUGGAGGGUGAUACGUAAACAAUUUGUGCACCUGAUAAGACAACCUCGGACAAAUCUUGUGGGUUGGUAAAGCAAUUAGCGAGGUCAAGAACGAUGGACAUUAUUUUCCAUUUCAAAGUGUCUAGAGAGGAAGGUCUUGAAUCAUUACAAAAUCAAAUUUUUACUCUACCUUACAUUGGUCUGCAGAAUCCAUAUCCGGAAAGAUUGCUACAUAAAAUCUAUUGUAUUUCAAGAUGUGAGACAGUAACGCGUCUCAUGGCCAAGGGAGAUAGCAGGAAGGCACUGGACAACAGUCUUUCAGGUGUUUCAUUUACAGCAAAGCACAUUAAUAUUUACAAAUGGAAAAAUAUACAAUAAACUGUCUAACACUUCACAGUGUGCUGCAGCUUCUUUAUCUUAAAGCUGCACUUAAGAAUGCCUCAACAAGCAUCUUCUAGCUUAUAAAUGGCAGAUGGAAACUAAACCCCUGCACCAAACUUUGCGCCUCCAAACUGGGCAUGAAUAGUCACCUAAUCAGUUAUAUCGCCUUCCCCUAGAACGGAUGGGCAAUAAUUUUGGCAUGUAUUUUGAAAUUCAACGGAGGGCCACACAGUUUUCUUAAGACUGAUUUGUUUGUCAAAAUAUAUUUGUGGGCCAGAAAAAAGGACAGUUAUUUCUAAAUGUAUAGGUCCAUUAUCAUUUCUACAUACAGUGCCUUGCAAAAGUAUUCAUCCCCCUUGGCGUUUUUCCUAUUUUGUUGCAUUACAACCUGUAAUUUAAAUGGAUUUUUAUUUGGAUUUCAUGUAAUGGACAUACACAAAAUAGUCCAAAUUGGUGAAGUGAAAUGAAAAAAUUACUUGUUUCAAAAAAUUCUAAAAAAUAAAUAACGAAAAAGUGGUGCGUGCAUAUGUAUUCACCCCCUUUGCUAUGAAGCCCCUAAGUACGAUCUGGUGCAACCAAUUACCUUCAGAAGUCACAUAAUUAGUUAAAUAAAGUCCACCUGUGUACAAUCUAAGUGUCACAUGAUCUCAGUAUAUAUACACCUGUUCUGAAAGGCCAAAGAGUCUGCAACACCACUAAGCAAGGGGCACCACCAAGCAAGCGGCACCAUGAAGACCAAGGAGCUCUCCAAACAGGUCAGGGACAACGUUGUGGAGAAGUACAGAUCAGGGUUGGGUUAUAAAAAAAUAUCAGAAACUUUGAACAUUACAUUGAGCACCAUUAAAUCCAUUAUUAAAAAAUGGAUAGAAUAUGGCACCACAACAAACCUGCCAAGAGAGGGCCGCCCACCAAAACUCACGGACCAGACAAGGAGGGCAUUAAGCAGAGAGGCAACAAAGAGAUAACACUGAAGGAGCUGCAAAGCUCCACAGCGGAGAAUGGCGUAUAUGUCCAUAGGACCACAUUAAGCCGUACACUCCACAGAGCUGGGCUUUAUGGAAGAGUGGCCAGAAAAAUGACAUUGCUUAAAUAAAAAAAUAAGCGAACACGCAAAAGGCAUGUGGGAGACUCCCCAAACAUAUGGAAGAAGGUGCUCUGGUCAGAUGAGACUAAAUUGAGCUUUUUGGCCAUCAAGAAAAACGCUAUGUCUGGCGCAAACCCAACACCUCUCAUCACCCCGAGAACACCAUCCCCACAGUGAAGCAUGGUGGUGGCAGCAUCAUGCUGUGGGGAUGUUUUUCAUCGGCAGGAACUGGUAAACUGGUCAGAAUUGAAGGAAUGAUGGAUGGCGCUAAAUACAGCGAAAUUCUUGAGGGAAACCUGUUUGUCUUCCAGAGAUUUGAGACUGGGACGGAGGUUCACCUUCCAGCAGGACAAUGACCCUAAGCAUACUGCUAAAGCAACACUCGAGUGGUUUAAGGGGAAACAUUUACAUGUAUUGGAAUGGCCUAGUCAAAGCCCAGAUCUCAAUCUAAUUUAGAAUGUAGUAUGACUAAAAGAUUGCUGUACACCAGCAGAACCCAUCCAACUUGAAGGAGCUGGAGCAGUUUUGCCUUGAAGAAUGGGCAAAGAUCCCAGUGGCUAGAUGUGCCAAGCUUAUAGAGACAUACCCAAAUAAACUUGCAGCUGUAAUUGCUGCAAAAUGUGGCUCUACAAAGUAUUGACUUUGGUGGGGUGAAUAGUUAUGCACGCUCAAGUUUUCUGUUUUUUUGUCUUAUUUCUUGUUUGUUCCACAAGAAAAAAUAUUUUGCAUCUUCAAAGUGGUAGGCAUGUUGUGUAAAUCAUAUGAUACAAACCCCCAAAAAAUCAUCAACAUUUUAAUUCCAGGUUAUAAGGCAACAAAAUAGGAAAAAUGCCAAGGGGAGUGAAUACUUUCGCAAGCCACUGUACUUUCUAUCUGGGUUAAGAGCGUUUUUUAAGCAUAGCCUGGAGUCAAUUGUAUGACAUUUGUAGGGAUGCACCGGUGGGAUAAUUGUUUUAUUUUAGAUUUGAUGGCCUUUUAAACCAUUCUAGCACAGAUACAAACUGCAAGUUUCUACGUUCAUAACGGUAAUAAGUCACAAAAAUGUUGCUUCUCCUCAUAUUCCCAGAAUUAUCUGCUUUGUGAUUCACCCAAAGAAGACAUUGAGAAUGAUGAAUGAGGAGGAGAUGAAGAUGGAAGGAACCACCUGGAAUGAAGUCGAGAAAACCACCCAGAACAGAGUUCGCUGGAGAUGCACCGUUGAGGCCCUUUAA
Messenger RNA from Coregonus sp. 'balchen', 44462 nucleotides. The record is from the annotation of a GenBank genome assembly. Lineage: Eukaryota; Metazoa; Chordata; Actinopteri; Salmoniformes; Salmonidae.